This is a messenger RNA of Aspergillus pseudonomiae, 660 nucleotides long. RefSeq lists its product as uncharacterized. The coding region runs from base 1 to 660 and encodes 219 amino acids. The transcript is spliced from 2 exons. The record is from RefSeq and is a predicted model, not a curated record. NCBI's taxonomy places the organism in Eukaryota, Fungi, Ascomycota, Eurotiomycetes, Eurotiales, Aspergillaceae.
AUGCACUUCUCCACACUCCUAGCUGCCUCUCUCGCUCUUGCCCCGGCGGUCUAUGGCGCCGGCUCCAACAUAGUCCAAGUCGAGGUCCAUGGCCACGAGGAUUGCCAUGUUGGAAGGCACCCAGGAAACAACCAUCAGGAGGAGGUCCUCAACGGAAAGCCCGACAAGGUCUUCGCUACUGAGACGUCCUGCCCUUUUGUCAAGCUGCCUGACCAUGACGAAGUCGAUACCUACUCCUUUAAGGUAACCGCGCUCAACAAGAAGAGCUUCGAGAGGUGCCGCGGUCUGGGUGUCUACGCGAAUAAAUUAUGUGUCGGCAGGCCCGACUGGGUUGUGCCUUUCCGCCAUGGAGAGCUCGAGACCACCAGCCCUUGUCUUCCUGAGUCCGGCUUUGAGGACUACGCCUCGUUUCAGCUGAUUUGCGAUGACGAUUCAGCCCACCACGAUGAGGGAGACCAUGGGGCACAUGAUGAGGGAAACAAGGCGGGAGAAAAAGACGAACAGGGAGUAACUGAGGCAAAGGGGUCGGGAGAGGCCGAGGGAGGUGACAAGGGGGAAGAGAAGGAGGAAGAGAAGGGCGAAGCUGAGCAGCCCCACCGUGAAGCUGAGCAGCCUUCUGCCCUUAAGUCGAACUCUUGGCUGAAAAAACUGGGCUUGUAA